Suncus etruscus (white-toothed pygmy shrew) is the source of this 4035-nucleotide messenger RNA. RefSeq names its product nitric oxide synthase 3 (gene NOS3). Bases 1 to 3630 code for a protein of 1209 amino acids. The transcript has 26 exons. Gene Ontology annotation, molecular function: FMN binding; NADP binding; calmodulin binding. Lineage: Eukaryota; Metazoa; Chordata; Mammalia; Eulipotyphla; Soricidae. The record is from RefSeq and is a predicted model, not a curated record. Gene Ontology annotation, biological process: nitric oxide biosynthetic process.
AUGGGUAACCUGAAGAGUGUAGGCCAGGAGCCUGGGCCGCCCUGCGGACUGGGACUGGGACUGGGCCUCGGGUUGUGCAGCAAGCAGGGUUCACCCACCCGUGCCUCCGCCACUGAGCCCAGCCAGGCCCCGGCACCAGCUCUGGCACCCGCUCCAGCAACACCAGCACCUGUGCCAGACUCCAGCCCCGUGCUCUCGAGGCCCCCAGAGGGCCCCAAGUUUCCCCGUGUGAAGAACUGGGAGGUGGGAAGCAUCACUUAUGACACGCUGAGUGCCCAGUCACAGCAGAAUGGACCCUGCACAGCCAAACGCUGCCUGGGCUCCCUGGUGUUUCCACGGAAGCUGCAGAGCCGGGGCACUCCUGGCUCAGCAGCCCCAGAGCAGCUGCUGAACCAGGCCAGAGACUUCAUUGACCAGUACUACAGCUCCAUCAAGAGGAGUGGCUCCUUUGCCCACGAGCAGCGACUGCAGGAGGUGGAGGCUGAGGUGGCGACCACAGGCACCUACCACCUGCGGGAGAAUGAACUGGUGUUUGGAACCAAGCAGGCCUGGCGCAAUGCCCCUCGUUGUGUGGGCCGAAUCCAGUGGGGCAAAUUGCAGGUAUUUGAUGCACGGGACUGUACCUCUGCCCAGGAGAUGUUCACUUACAUCUGUAACCACAUCAAAUAUGCCACAAACAGAGGCAACCUCCGCUCGGCCAUCACCGUGUUCCCCCAACGCACCCCUGGACGUGGAGAUUUCCGGAUCUGGAAUAGCCAGCUGGUGCGCUAUGCGGGGUAUAGGCAACAGGACGGGUCUGUGCGGGGAGACCCCGCCAACGUGGAGAUCACCGAGCUCUGCAUACAACAUGGCUGGAGCCCCGGGAAUGGCCGUUUCGAUGUGCUUCCGCUGCUGCUCCAGGCCCCAGAUGAGCCUCCAGAGCUCUUCACUCUGCCCCCUGAAUUGGUCCUCGAGGUGCCUCUGGAGCACCCCACGCUGGAAUGGUUUGCUGAGCUGGACCUGCGCUGGUACGCCCUCCCAGCUGUAUCCAACAUGCUGCUGGAAAUCGGAGGCCUGGAGUUCCCUGCAGCCCCGUUCAGUGGCUGGUACAUGAGCACUGAGAUUGGUACUCGGAACCUGUGUGACCCCCACCGCUACAACAUUCUGGAGGAUGUGGCCGUGUGCAUGGACCUGGACACCAGGACAACCUCGUCUCUCUGGAAAGACAAGGCAGCCGUGGAGAUCAAUGUGGCAGUGUUGCACAGCUACCAGCUGGCCAAGGUAACCAUUGUGGACCACCAUGCUGCCACUGCCUCCUUCAUGAAGCACUUGGAGAAUGAGCAGAAGGCGCGUGGGGGCUGCCCCGCUGACUGGGCCUGGAUUGUGCCUCCCAUCUCGGGUAGCCUCACCCCUGUCUUCCAUCAAGAGAUGGUCAACUACGUCCUGUCCCCGACCUUCCGCUACCAGCCAGACCCCUGGAAAGGGAGUGCAGCCAAGGGAACUGGCAUCACCAGAAAAAAGACCUUCAAGGAAGUUGCCAAUGCAGUGAAGAUUUCCGCCUCCCUCAUGGGCACGGUGAUGGCCAAGCGCGUGAAGGCCACCAUCUUGUACGGUUCAGAGACAGGUCGUGCCCAGAGCUAUGCACAGCAUCUGGGGAGACUCUUCCGGAAGGCUUUCGACCCCCGGGUCCUGUGCAUGGAUGAGUAUGAUGUGGUAUCCCUGGAACAUGAAACACUGGUGUUGGUGGUCACCAGCACGUUUGGGAAUGGGGAUCCUCCAGAGAAUGGAGAGAGUUUUGCUGCAGCCCUCAUGGAGAUGUCGGGUCCCUACAACAGCUCCCCCAGACCAGAACAGCACAAGAGCUAUAAAAUUCGCUUCAACAGCAUCUCUUGCUCUGACCAGCUAGUGUCCACAUGGCGGCGGAAGAGAAAAGAAUCCAGCAACACAGACAGCGCCGGGGCACUGGGCACCCUCAGGUUCUGUGUGUUCGGGCUGGGCUCCCGGGCAUACCCCCACUUCUGUGCCUUUGCCCGCGCCGUGGACACGCGGCUGGAGGAACUGGGCGGGGAGCGGCUAUUGCAACUGGGCCAGGGUGAUGAGCUCUGUGGCCAGGAAGAGGCUUUCCGAGGCUGGGCCCAAGCUGCCUUCCAGGCCUCCUGCGAGACCUUCUGUGUGGGAGAGGAUGCGAAGGCUGCAGCGCAAGAUAUAUUCAGCCCCAAACGGAGCUGGAAGCGCCAGAGGUACCGGCUGAGCACCCAGGCAGAGGGCCUCCAGUUGCUGCCAGGCCUGGUUCACGUGCACCGACGCAAGAUGUUCCAGGCAUCUAUCCUGUCAGUGGAGAACCUGCAAAGCAGCAAGUCUACCCGGGCUACGAUCCUGGUGCGCCUAGACACAGCAGGCCAGGAGGGGCUCCAGUACCAGCCGGGGGACCACAUUGGAGUGUGCCCGCCCAAUCGGCCUGGCCUGGUGGAAGCACUGCUGAGCCGUGUGGAGGACCCGCCGCCCUCUGGGGAGCCUGUGGCUGUAGAGCAGCUGGAGAAGGGCAGUCCUGGUGGCCCUCCUCCAGGCUGGGUGCGGGACCCCCGGCUGCCCCCCUGCACGCUCCGCCAGGCCCUCACCUUCUUCCUGGACAUCACCACCCCACCCAGCCCACGGCUGCUGCAGCUGCUCAGCACAUUGGCGGAGGAACCUGGAGAGCAGCAGAAACUGGAGACCCUCAGCCAGGACCCUCGGCGUUAUGAGGAGUGGAAGUGGUUCCGCUGUCCCACGCUGCUGGAGGUGCUAGAACAGUUUCCGUCUGUGGCAUUGCCCGCACCACUGCUCCUCACGCAGCUGCCCCUGCUCCAGCCAAGGUACUACUCGGUCAGCUCAGCACCCAGCGCCUACCCUGGGGAGAUCCACCUCACAGUGGCAGUGCUGGCCUACCGAACACAAGAUGGCCUAGGUCCCCUCCACUAUGGAGUCUGCUCCACGUGGCUGAGUCAACUCAAAGCCGGAGAUCCUGUCCCCUGCUUCAUCAGGGGGGCUCCUUCCUUCCGGCUACCCCCUGACCCCAGUUUGCCCUGUAUCCUGGUGGGCCCAGGUACUGGCAUCGCUCCCUUCCGGGGGUUUUGGCAAGAGCGACUGCACGACAUUGACAGCAAAGGAUUGCAGCCCUGUCCGAUGACCUUGGUGUUCGGCUGCCGAUGCUCCCAGCUAGACCACCUCUACCGCGACGAGGUGCAAGAUGCCCAGCAGCGUGGGGUGUUCGGACAUGUCCUCACUGCCUUCUCCCGGGAACCUAACAGCCCUAAGACAUAUGUACAGGACAUUCUCAGAACGGAGCUGGCCCAGGAGGUCCACCGCGUGCUGUGCCUCGAACGAGGCCACAUGUUCGUCUGCGGAGACGUCACCAUGGCAACCAGUGUCCUGCAGACGGUGCAGCGCAUCCUGGCGACGGAGGGCGCCAUGGAGCUGGACAAGGCCGGUGAUGUCAUCGGCGUGCUACGGGAUCAGCAACGCUACCACGAGGACAUUUUUGGGCUCACCCUGCGCACCCAGGAGGUGACAAGCCGCAUCCGAACCCAGAGCUUUUCUUUGCAAGAGAGGCGCCAGCGAGGAGCAGUGCCCUGGGCUUUUGACCCUCCAGGCCCAGACACUCCAGGCCCCUGAGAAUUCUCUUAUUUUCCAUCCAGUUCUCAGAAAGGGGCUGCAAUUCCAACCAGGCUUUGCCCACUCCUGGCCUGCCCCUCCUGAGGUGCCUUCUAGACUGUGUCCAGAGUCUGCAGAGAUUCCUCAUUCUCUCAGAAGAAGCAAAAGUUCCUUUCAUUCAGGCCAGGUCCCUUGCCGGAGUCUGACUAGUGAGAAGGCCCCUCCAGGACUCGCAGUCCUCUUUCCUGUUCUUAUGGUGAAUUUAGAUUCCCUUGACCUCUCUCUAGAGGAUCUUCUUUUGAAAUCUUAAUCUUUCAAUCACUCAAAUAUUUAUUAUUGAAGAUUCACCAUUAGAGCUUGUCCAGAUAUUCUUAGAGUUACUAAGAUGCCUGCCCCAACCCUGUCCAUUAAAAUGACAGAAUGACA